Molecule: messenger RNA, 1156 nt
Organism: Rhodamnia argentea
Lineage: Eukaryota; Viridiplantae; Streptophyta; Magnoliopsida; Myrtales; Myrtaceae
Product: F-box/kelch-repeat protein At3g06240-like
Exons: 1
Molecular function (GO): protein binding
Source: RefSeq, a predicted model, not a curated record
AAAAGUUUCACCGAGGAUAUCGUCGUUGAGAUACUCUUGAGGCUACCGAUCAAGUCUUUGAUGCGAUUCAAAUGUGUCAAUAAGCGGUGGCGGUGUCUAAUUUCUGACCGCGGCUUUGCCAAGUUGCAUUUGCAAAGGCUAAAGGCAGGGGAUAUAACUCCUAGCCAGAGAAUCGUCAAGAGCAGCCCCCUUGAGACCAUAGACUACGAACUGCUUGAUGGUGGCAUUGGUGGCGAUGAAGGUAGCGCAGGGGUAAAGCAUCGUGAGCCAAGAAUGGACGAUCCUAGCUGGGAGCCUGAUCUCGUGGGGUCUUGCGAUGGCUUGGUCUGUCUAGCUGUCCGCCGCGGAUUUCUCCUAUAUAACCCGACCACUGAGGAGUCUAGGAAUUUUUCUAGUUCCGAUCUUGUUCUAGGAGAUGACUUCUUCCAUGGAUUCGGGUACGACUCUGCAUCUGAUGACUAUAAAAUAGUUCAGGGUGACGGUUCUAUAGAAUGUCAAGUGGCGAUACUUUCGUUCAAGUCCAGUUGUUGGAGAAGGAUACAAAUCCAUCAAGAAAGCCACCUCGCCGUUUACAACCGAGGAGUUUAUUGGAAUGGGUCCUUCCACUGGUGUGUUGUCGACGAGAGUAGAAACAAGAGAGAGGCUGUGAUUAUGUCAUUUGAUUUAUCAGAAGAGAAAUUCCACCAGGUGCUUUCUGUGCCUGAAGUCGAUGGGGACAUAGUUUUCGAGGGACUUGGCAUCCAUGGGGCCAAUCUGUUCAUCUACCACGGCACCUUUGAUGCCCGCUUUGAAGCAUGGAUAAUGAAUGAGUAUGGGAUAGGAGGAUCAUGGACAAAAUUGUUUAGUGUCUCGACUGAAGGCAUACCUGGCGGGGAACUUUGGCUGAUCCCCGUCGCCUACACAAGGAGCGGAAAAAUUGUUUUCCAGAUCGAUGUGUACCAGAUGAUUCUGUUCAAUCCAGAGGAUAAUACUUACAAGAAUUAUCCCAUUCAGAGUGACAACAAUGUCGAAUCUGCUAUCUAUGUGGAAACUCUUAUUUCUCCCUCUCUUGGCUGUGAGCCAUUAAGAAUCUAGUGCCUUUUAAGAGAUGUUAUAUUGGAUUUGGUUUUACCGUUUUCGUUCGAGUUUAGUUUUUUGGGGAGAACUGGCCAUCUUG